Cephus cinctus (wheat stem sawfly) is the source of this 2962-nucleotide messenger RNA. Its product is annotated as fatty acyl-CoA reductase wat. The record is from RefSeq and is a predicted model, not a curated record. NCBI's taxonomy places the organism in Eukaryota, Metazoa, Arthropoda, Insecta, Hymenoptera, Cephidae. Gene Ontology annotation, cellular component: peroxisome. Gene Ontology annotation, biological process: long-chain fatty-acyl-CoA metabolic process. Gene Ontology annotation, molecular function: alcohol-forming very long-chain fatty acyl-CoA reductase (NADP+) activity. The transcript is spliced from 10 exons. The coding region runs from base 272 to 1780 and encodes 502 amino acids.
AUUUACUUUAGCAUAGCAUUUCUUCGGACAUUAUCGUUCGAGUUAACAGUGCUCGCGGUCGUUAUUUAUCUCUCUGAGCGUUAUAACGAGAAUGAGGAAUAGUACUCGAAAUUAGAAUGUUUCAAAAUUCUUACUUCGAAGGAACAAAGAUGUGCCAUUAAUUAUUUUAGCAAGCAUCACAGUACAAAUAUUAUUUCUUUGCGAAUCAUCUUUUAAAUACAUACUGUGAAUAUUAAUUUUUGACUGGUAACUACGUUUACUUUGUGAUACGAUGUCUUCCAUUCCUGAAGCACUUUCCGAAAUCCAACAAUUCUACAAAGGUGCUAAUAUCUUCAUUACUGGUGGGACGGGAUUUCUGGGAAAGAUUUUAAUUGAGAAACUACUUCGAAGUUGUCCAGGAAUUGGCAAUAUCUAUGUGCUUGUACGAUUCAAACGGGGCAAAAGAAUGGAAGAGAGAAUGGAUAAAUUGUUAUCCGAUAAUGUGUUCAGUGUUUUAAAAAAAGAAAAUCCAGACUACAAGAAGAAACUUAUUGGAAUCAACGGCGAUGGUGCAAAUAGUGGUUUGGGAGUUUCACCGGAAGAUCGACUUUUACUUACAAACGAGGUAUCCAUAAUAUUUCAUGCUGCAGCUACAGUGAGAUUCGAUGAACCGUUAAAUGUAGCCGUAGCCAUAAAUGUCAAUAGUGUUAAGGACAUCAUCGACCUUAGUAAAGAUUGCAAGAAAUUAAAGGCCUGUGUCUACGUAUCCACAGCCUUUAGCAACUGCAUACAGAAAAAAAUUUGCGAAACAAUUUACACGCCUCCAUUGACUUAUGAAGAGAGUAACAUGAUCGUAGAUAUUCUUGAACGACAAGACUUUUCCAAAGAUAUCGUCGGGGAAAUUACACAAAAAUUGAUCGGGAAGUGGCCAAAUACCUAUACAUUUACAAAAGCAAUAGCGGAAGGUGUAAUAAACAAGUUCGCCCGGAACCUGCCCAUUUCAAUAAUUCGUCCAUCAAUUGUGCUGGCAACAUGGAAGGAACCACUGCCCGGCUGGACGGACAAUUUAUUGGGAGUUAAUGGAAUUGUAGCAGGAGUUGCCGUAGGUGCAAUUCACGUAAUGCACUUGGAUAAAAACAAAAAAUGUGAUUUGGUUCCUGUGGAUAUGGUUUGCAACGCUAUAAUCGCCUGCGCUUGGGAAACUGGAAUAACAAAAAGAAGACCGGAAGAGGAUAUUCCAGUGUAUAAUUACGUCACCGGACCUGAAAACCCUAUAACGUGGAUGGAAUUUCAGUCCUUGGCUCAUUCAAUUGGUUACAAAUCGCCAACAAACGCAGCCAUUUAUUAUAAUACUGUAAUUUAUACGAAAUAUCAAUUGCUUUAUACUAUAUUUGAAUUUUUUUUUCAUCUCAUCCCAGCCCUAGUUGUGGAUAAUAUUACUAAACUCAUUGGAAAGGAGCCCAUCUUGUAUAAGAUGCACAAAAAGCUCGCAAAUCUUACGAGAGUACUGUCUUUUUUUACCACGCAAGAAUGGACCUAUGAGAACUUCCAAAUGCAAAAAUUGUGGAACCGUUUGAGCAACGAGGAUAAAAGAUUGUUUCCAAGCAGUUUAACUUUAUUCAAAUGGCAUGACCUUGUAAAAACGCAUAUUUUUGGCAUGAAGAAGUACAUUAUGAAUGACAAAGAAGGUAAUGAAUCAGAAGCAAGGAGACGUCAAAUCAUACUAUAUAUUAUUCAUACUGCCGUUCGACUCUUGUUUGUAUUUUUCGUCAUCUGGCUGAUCUGGAAGAUAUUUCAUUGACGAAGAUUUUCAUACAACAUAAAGUAGUCUUAUUGGGCAAAUGAAUAAAAAAUAUUAAAGAAUUGUAAUAUUUAGGCACGACUGCUUUGAACAUGUAGAAGUGUUUAUGUAUUUGCCGGUUUAAAGAAGCGGUUUGUGCGAGCAAAGAAAAUUGUGUAGGCAAAAUUCUAAACAGACGGCUAAAUUAAUCGAGCUAAAAUUUGUAGCGGAUAUAAAAAUCUGGAUUUAAAUAGAAUAGUAAUAUUCGCAUGUGUCGAGCACUUCGAGUAUAAAAGUAUCGCAACGUCAAAGUUAAUUUUUUUUUCUACAACGACCAGUGAGUAAGAUAUGACCGAAUGAUUCAAGUAGCCGUGUCCUUGAGGCAAACUGGUCUUACAAUUAGCUGAAAUUUUACGCGCAUUAUUAUUUUUAACGAACAUUGCGUCUCUUAUUUUACUGAUAUAUUAAAAGUUAAAAAAAAGAUUUAGAUAAUACUUUUGAAACUUGCGUUAUGGAAAAUAAUGCCAGUAUGUGCACUAAAAGUAUAACUUUUAGAACCAUUUGAUAGACAGAACUUUAUUAAAAACAACUAUUAUCUCUUUCUGAUGUAAUCACAUUUUCAGUACUCAUAAAUCUUUAGACUGUAGUUUAUUAUAUUUAGCGUUGUAAUAUUGAAUAAUAAUUAUAUGUGAAUUACGAUUAACAAAUUUCAUAAGGUACUUUCAAAUUCAAUUGAAUAUACAAGAUCUGACAGUUAUCUAUUUUUGUAAUUAGAUAUUAUGUAGUUAAUGCAAUGUAAAAUUGUACUACAAUAUAUCACCAACGUUGUUGCAAUGGUUAUUUCAAUUUUAGCUUGUAUAAGGUGUACCGAGUUAUAAGAAAAAAUGUAAUACAAAUAAAAAUUCAUAUUAACUCCGAUAGGAUUUGUGUAAAGUAUUUUUUUUUGAUAUCAUGCCAUUUUGAAGAAACGUAACUGGGAAUAGUUACUUAACCCAGGAAUAUUAUAUUAUGUUAACCCUUAUGUGUCAUUAACCCAUAUGUGAAUCGUCAUUCCUUAGCUCAAAAGCAAGCAGAUUGUAAAUUAGAUUUAUUUAUUAUUUUUUAAUGAAAAAAAUUCAAUUAAACUUAAGCCAUCGCCUUAUUUACACCCGGGGUACCCACUAUAUGUAUUCAUACUUUGUACAUAAAAAUUAUUUUCUAUGA